GUGAGGAGCUGCUCCCUGUAAGCACAGGAAUGCUGGAACUGUUCCUACUGACCUUAGCCUUGAGGGUCCCUGGACCCUGCGCAGCACUGGGUAGCAUCAGGUUCAAAAUACAAACCAAGGCCCUUUUGGCUCGUCGGCCAUCAGUGAGGCAACAUGGGUCACCAGCAGCUCUACUGGAGUCACCCGCGAAAGUUCGGCCAGGGAUCCCGCUCCUGCUGCGUCUGCUCAAACCACAACGGUCUGAUCCGGAAAUACGGGCUGAACGUGGGCCGCCAGUGUUUCUGGCAGUACACGAAGGACAUCGGCUUCAUUAAGUUGGACUAAGUGACCUUGAAUGGAUUCUUCAAGACUCAGACCCAGUGGAAAAGA
Messenger RNA from Alexandromys fortis (reed vole), 369 nucleotides. Its product is annotated as 40S ribosomal protein S29-like. The transcript has a single exon. Bases 154 to 324 code for a protein of 56 amino acids. The record is from RefSeq and is a predicted model, not a curated record. NCBI's taxonomy places the organism in Eukaryota, Metazoa, Chordata, Mammalia, Rodentia, Cricetidae. Gene Ontology annotation, cellular component: cytosolic small ribosomal subunit; ribosome. Gene Ontology annotation, molecular function: structural constituent of ribosome; zinc ion binding. Gene Ontology annotation, biological process: translation.